Molecule: messenger RNA, 3603 nt
Organism: Moesziomyces antarcticus
Lineage: Eukaryota; Fungi; Basidiomycota; Ustilaginomycetes; Ustilaginales; Ustilaginaceae
Exons: 5
Coding region: 1-3603 (1200 amino acids)
Biological process (GO): regulation of transcription by RNA polymerase II
Molecular function (GO): DNA-binding transcription factor activity, RNA polymerase II-specific; RNA polymerase II cis-regulatory region sequence-specific DNA binding
Source: RefSeq, a predicted model, not a curated record
AUGCAUGGCCUUGGUUGGGUUUGGGCACAGUCGCCGGCGCUGCCCCAGAGUGUCGCUCGCUUCGCGCGGAGCUCGGGCACAGCCGUACCGGAAGACGCACGCCUGGACGGGGUCGAAGCAACGACAGCACCCCUCUUCGCCUCCUGGCCGGUAAGCAUUCUGCGCAUCGCACGCCUGCCACCCGUCGACCCUUGGCAAGGCAAAGUGGCUUUCUCCCCUCGCCUCGCUCACUUGCAGCCCAACCACCUGCAUAUCCUAGCCGCAUCCAACACCCAAAGUGGCCGUACUGCCGUUGACCGCUCUCGGCUCGCCCUGCGCAUCAGCUGGCUGCGCCGCCCCGCCGCCCAGUGGUUCGGAACGCGCCACUGCUUGGCAUCUCUCUCGUCUCUCUUCGGCGGCUUCUCCGUCUCGCCAACGCCGUCGGAAGCUCCGCACACUGCUGCUGCUGUUGCGCCAUUCCCUCAUCCUCGAAAGUCGGUCGACCGUUCCCUUAAGCACGACCCCAAUCUCGUCACGCUCAACAGCUCCAUACGGCUCCAGUUACCCAGCCAGUGUCGCCAAUUCGACUUUCCAUUGCCACCACGUACCACUCUACUCGCAUACAACCGUGCGCCAGCUCAGUUCCACCAGCCACCGACUUCCACUUUCCCAAGUCGGCUUGUUGCUACGGCGCUCGCGGCUGAUCCGUCGCAUCCUCGAAGAGGGCGAGCUUUCCGUCGCAUCGGAGCUGUUCCGACACUCGCAACGUCAGGCACUUCCGCUCUUUUGCGCGGUCACCUUCGACGCUACACGCCCUCGUUGAUUCUCAGCACACCACACCCUGUCUUCCAUCUGCAUUCGACUCGAUGCGCGUCCGAGGACCUAGCUCCUAGCAGCGACUUUCCACGCCACAUUCCGACACCGGUCCAGCCACACCACAUCACCUCGACGCUCCACCCUGCCCACUGCGGCACGCCUGCCUAUCCGUCGCAAAUGGAGGGCUCUGGCGCCAGGCGCUACACCACGCCUCCUCCUGGACGCCAAGCGCCUCCAUACCAGCACACACCUUCGCACUACCUUGCAGAUGCAGGACCGCAUCCUCUCGAGCAGAGGCCCAGCCCUCAGUCGCGACAGCGCUCCUGGCACCAUCCUUACAUGUCCACGUCACGCGGUGCACAGGGUCCCAGUCCGCCUGCCCCGCUCGAAGCUGGAGCAAUGCCCCUGACGCGCGCUCCCGACUACGGUCCUCUUGAUCCGCUCGCCCACGGUCUGCGUCACAACACAUCACCGUCCUAUCGAUCCGAGCCCCUGCAUCCUGCGCCCGACGCCAGGUCACGAGCCUCGUCACGCGCAGAGGCGCAACCGCUCAACAUUUCGGCACUUCCGACACAUCCCUCGCGCGACGUCGAGAGGAUCGGAGGCAUCGGUCCCAGCCGCAACCGGGGCCGCUCCAGCACUCUGACGCUGCCACACCCCGACACCACUCGUGUCCGAGGAAGCUCCUUCAUCGGCGCAAGGCAGCACACUCCUUCGCACGGCCCCGUCCACGUCAAGUACGAUGAGCAGUCGCCGCUGCCACCGCGGUCGUGGGACGAGGGCCGCUCAUUCCGCGACGGCUACCACAACCAUGGUGGUGAGAUGUAUGCGCACAGGCAUCACUCGCCAGGCCUUCGCCCAUCGUCGCGAGAAUCGCCCAUCCUCUUUGCUCCGCUCAGUCCGAGCCAGGACCCUCACAUGCAGGUGCCUCGCCGCAUUUCGGGAGCCCAGCACGGCAACCCAUCUGUCAUGGCACGCCCAGGCCAGUAUCGAUCGAGACCUGGCACGCCUGUCUCUCCGCUCAACAUGGAGGGGCUUUCGAUGGAGGAGGCUUCGAUGCCUUCGGCUUCAGGCAUGGCCGUACCAUCGCUUCACGGUCAGGGACGUUCGCCUGCCGAAGCACGCGUCCGCAACGACUACUUUGGACCGGCAGCAGCGGCCGACUGGACACGACAGAAGCACAAGAACGGCGACUUGGCCGCCAGCCCUCCUUCCGUAUCCUAUGCGCCCGGACUUCGCAAUGACCCGCGCGACUACGGCUACCGUCCUGCGACAGGCAUGCACGGCGAGGCCAUCUCACCCGAGUCGGAGAUGGCGCGCUACCAUCAGGCCUCCUAUCCUGUGGGACAGCCUCCCAUGCAUCCUGCUCGCGCUCCGGGACUGGAACCCAUUCACCACCACCCCGGCAUGUCGCGGCUGGAGCAGAUCGACCGCGAACGAUUCGCCGCGGCGCAUCAUCCGGUCGCCGCGUCGCCAGACACCUAUCUCGGUGCUGGCGCAACGCAGGACCAUGGCUUCCACGCCGAGUAUACCUCGCAGCCGAGGCCGGGAUCCGCCGGCACGUAUGUGGCCAACGCGCCCCAGCGGAACGCGCCGGUCGACCGCAUCGCGCACAGCCGACGAAGGAGGCGACCACCCUAUUCGUACUCGUCGAUGAUCACCCAGGCCAUCGCCUCGUCGUCGGAAGGCCGCAUGACGCUUCGUGAGAUCUACACCUGGAUCAGCAGCAACUUUUCGGGGUACCCCAUGGCGGGUCCCGACUCGCAGGGCUGGCAGAACACGGUGCGACACAACCUCUCGCUCGGCAAGAUCUUCAUCAAGAAGGCGCGCACCGCGCAGGACAUCUACGACAGCUGCUCUUCCGGCAAUCCAUCGCAGAGUCAGGCGGCACGUGGCAAGGGAGGCUGGUGGACGCUUCAUCCCGUGGUGCUGGCGCAGAUCCGUUCGGGCCAGCGUACGCACAACGACGAGUUUGACGACGUCGAGCGCCUGGUCGAGACCGAGAAUGCGGCAGCCAAGGAGGGUGCUGUUGCUCGAGUCGCGGGCGCGGCUGCGAUGGCAGCGACCUCGUCGGUGUCGUCGGCAGACGGCAGGUCGGCGCCUCGCCGUUCCUCGGCGGAGAUCAGCCAGCACAAGACACUCAGCCGACAGCGAAGCUACUCGGACUCGAUGGAUCCCACUGCGGUGGAGCACCGCCGUGUGGGUCCGAGCCAGCACGCCUUGACCGCGCCGGUGAGCCGCAAGACGUCGAUCGGUGCGAGCCGCAAUGAGGCAAAUGCGCGGACUGCGUAUGCACCGUACUCGACUCCGCUCUCGGAUCGCAGGAUCAGCGGCUCGUCGUCGGACCGCACCCGUGUCGACAUGCCGUCGGUGCUGCAGACCAAGCUGGGCGGUGGUGCGAACGAUGAGCGAGUGCAGGCGCUCGGGCGCUUUCGUGGACACACGAUCGGCGGGCUCGAAUCGUCUUCGCCUCGCCGUUCCAACUCGAUGCCGCAGGCCGAGAUGGAUGGGGCGGGCGAAGAAGCGCACGCGCACGUGCUGAGGCGCAUGCAGCCGGAUGCUUCGACCAGUCCGCGUGCGGCCGGCCGGGUGCGUGCGCAGAUGGUGGAGGACGUCGAGAUGGAGCCCUGGGCAGCGUCGUCGCGCCCGUCGAGCGUGGUGCUGCAGGAGGCGCGCGAGACGCUCGCCAACACCAAACAGCAGCAGCAGGAGCAGAUGCUGCGUCAGGCACACGACGACAAGGUUGCGCUGGCUGACGCACCCGAGGGCGCCGGUCGCAUGGCCAUCCGGGGUCUUCUCAAUAGCUAG